This is a messenger RNA of Hemiscyllium ocellatum (epaulette shark), 681 nucleotides long. RefSeq lists its product as uncharacterized. NCBI's taxonomy places the organism in Eukaryota, Metazoa, Chordata, Chondrichthyes, Orectolobiformes, Hemiscylliidae. Gene Ontology annotation, molecular function: calcium ion binding. The coding region runs from base 1 to 567 and encodes 188 amino acids. The transcript is spliced from 5 exons. The record is from RefSeq and is a predicted model, not a curated record.
AUGGGCCAGAGCGCCGUGCUUCCUCCAAGGAGGAAGGAUACAUAUGUUCUGGAACUUCAUGUAUGGUACAGAAAAUUCAUCAAAGAGUGUCCUAGUGGGUUGAUCACCCUUCAUGAGUUCAGGCGCCAUUUUUGUGAUGGGACCGUGGGUCCCAAGUCUUCUGAAUAUGCCGAGCAGAUCUUCAGGACUCUGGAUGAUAACAGGGAUGGGACAGUUGAUUACCAUGAAUAUGUGACCGCUAUCAGUCUGCUGAUACAGGGCAGUCCAGAAGAAAAACUAAAGUGGUCAUUUAAAUUAUACGACAAGGAUAAAGAUGGAGCAAUUACCCGUUUAGAGAUGCUGGAAAUUAUGCAGACGAUAUAUAAAAUGAGUUUGGCAGCUUCACUCACUAAAGUUGACCCCCAAACAGCAGAAGAAUGCACCAACAGAAUUUUCAUUCGUCUGGACAAAGACAGAGAUGCUGUUAUCAGCCAGGAGGAAUUUAUUGAAGGAGCUCUGGGAGAUCAGUGGAUCCGUGCAAUGUUGGAAUGUGAUCCCAAUACAGUCGAUGUUCCAAGGUCUCCUUAGAUGUCUCACUCUGCUUAUGAACGUUUCAUAUUGAAAAUUCAACAGGCUUGAUGUGAACGAGAGCGAGGGCCAAUCAGUCAGGAGGGAAACAGCUGUGAAGAAUGCAAAGCUAAA